Molecule: messenger RNA, 3391 nt
Organism: Oryzias melastigma (Indian medaka)
Lineage: Eukaryota; Metazoa; Chordata; Actinopteri; Beloniformes; Adrianichthyidae
Gene: steap2
Product: STEAP family member 2, metalloreductase
Exons: 6
Coding region: 564-2111 (515 amino acids)
Biological process (GO): copper ion import
Cellular component (GO): plasma membrane; endosome
Molecular function (GO): cupric reductase (NADH) activity; ferric-chelate reductase (NADPH) activity
Source: RefSeq, a predicted model, not a curated record
UUUCCUCUGUCGUCUUUUCUGUCUUCAAUUUCUGCAUAGCUGAGCAGGUGUGCAUUAACUCCACAGAUGACAUCAGUUUCAAUGGUGAUAACUAUGCACACUGGCACCAUCUUUAGAAGAGUAAGGAAUGGGGGUGCAAAAUCAUAAAUAAUUUUCCCUUAAGCCCCAACAUGGAAUCCACCUGGGUACAUGUUUUUAUUUGACCACAAUAUAGUAAAUCAUCAUCAUCGUUUGGACUGUACUAACAGGUGGGGCUUAAAAAGACAGUUGGGAAAUUUCCUGCAGUCCGUGACGGCAGCACCGGGACACGGUGUGCUGUUCCACAUCCUCGGCCGUCGGGAGUGCGUUUGGAUCCGUCAUUUCGCUGCAGCUCGGUGAGGGUUGUGUCUCGGUGAUUCUGCGCUUCUGCCCGUCCUUGUAACGGAGCCGGUGUUUGCUGCUGCGAGGGCGUCUCCGUGCAUCUCUGUCACUGCAUCUCCCUGCAGACUGAAGACGCGCCAGCUGCGUUCACGCAGAUCAAAUCUAAAGUAAAGCUGCUGUGGAGGAAGAGCCUAUGCAGAACGAUGGACUCUGCCUUCAUAAUAGAACACAAGAGGAGCCCUGGCUUGCUGUCUGCUUCUUCUGCCCACCACCUCCUCUCAACUCAGACCUUCUGGCUACCUAAAGCUGUGAGAACCAGAGCCGUAGAUUCAGGAUCUUCUGGGCUGAGGCCAGCUAAGCCUACACUAGCAAUCUUAGGGUCUGGUGACUUUUCCAAGAGCCUGACAUUUCGUCUGUUACGUUGUGGGUUUUGUGUGGUGGUAGGUAGCCGUCAUCCUAAACUAGCAGCUCAGUCGUUUCCUCAUGUUGUGGAUGUUACACACUAUGAAGAUGCUGUACUGAAGGCUAACAUAGUGUUCCUGGCAAUCCGCCGUGAGCACUACUCUGUCCUGUGGGAUCUCAAGCAUCUGAUGGAAGGGAAGAUCCUGGUUGAUGUGAGCAACAACAGGAGGGUGAACCAGUACGCAGAAUCUAACGCCGAGUAUCUGGCCUCACUUUUGCCAGACUCUGUUGUGGUAAAAGGUUUCAAUGUCAUCUCGGCAUGGGCCAUGCAACAGAGCUACCCCAAAGAUGCAAGUACACAGGUCUUUGUUUGCAGUGAUUCCUUGGAAGCUCGACAACAGAUUAUGGAAUUAGCCCACCAGCUCCAUUUCCAGCCGGUGGACAUGGGCACCUUGUCCUCAUCCCGCUAUAUUGAGAAUAUUCCAAUACGAUUAUUCCACGGUUGGAAAGGCCCUGUCCUCACCGCCGUGGCCUUUUCUAUUUUCUUUUUUUUUUAUUCUUUUGUUCGUGAUAUAAUUUAUCCAUAUUUUAAGUAUAAACAAAGUGACUUCUACAAGAUCCCAAUAGAGAUAGUAAAUCAGACCCUGCCCACCGUUGCCAUCACACUCCUGGCCCUGGUGUACCUGCCUGGCCAGCUGGCAGCGAUCCACCAGCUGUAUUAUGGUACCAAAUAUAAACUUUUCCCAAAGUGGCUUGAAGACUGGCUGCAGAGUAGGAAGCAGCUUGGUCUCAUCAGCUUUUUCCUGGCUUCUGUCCAUGGACUCUACAGCCUCUGUCUGCCCUUCAGAAGAUCCGAGAGGUACCUGCUUCUCAACUCUGCCUACCAACAGGUCCAUGCAAAUGUGGAAAAUUCUUGGAAUGAAGAGGAAGUGUGGAGAGUGGAGAUGUACAUUUCCUUUGGCAUUAUGAGUUUUGGGCUCUUGUCUAUUCUGGCCAUCACAUCCAUUCCUUCAAUCAACUCUACUCUCAACUGGAGGGAAUUUGGCUUUAUACAGUCCACUCUGGGCUAUAUAGCUCUACUCAUCGCCACCUUCCAUGGGUUGCUGUUUGGCUGGAAGCAAGCCUUUGAGAAGAAUGCUUAUCACUUCUACCUACCUCCCAGCUUUGUGGUGGCCCUUGUUCUGCCAGUGUGUGUCAUUCUGGGAAAGACAUUAAUGUUAAUGCCCUGUGUAGCCUGCAAACUCAAGAAGAUUCACAUGGGGAUGGACAGAAGUCAGCAUUGGUGCCAGCGCCUGGAGCCCGUUGGGUCAGCUGCCAAUGUGUCACCUGAGAGAGUCACCAUAAUGUGAUCACAACGUCUGCUACAUGGGUAAAGGAAAGUUUAGGCAUUGAUUGCCAGUCUAAUAGUAAAUAUAUUUUACCAAAAUAAAAAGGUUUGUUGCAAACAGUAGCUCUGUCAGCUAAUAUUCUGUCAUAUGUGGGAAACAUUUACGCCAACCCCUCGAGUUAUUUCUUUAAUAAAGAUAAAUAAUUGACUGUGAUUUGAAUGUUAAACUGAUCCAAGCUUCUAGCCCAAGGGUCUGCAACCUGACUGUGUGAGUUACAGUAAGUUACUGUGUGGAGGUAAUGUUCUCUAAGUGUACAGAACAACUUAUAUACUUUUUAUUUACACUGGGUUCUAAACUAAUAUCAUGGAGUGAUAGUAUAAUGGGGUUAUUUACAUCUUUUCUUCCCACUCCCUAUCAAGCAAUCUUAAUAUCUCUUAUCUAUCUAUAUCCAAGGAUGGAUGGAUUUUAUUUUUUCUUUCCUCUUUUUUUUGGGGGGGGGGGUAUUUAAUUUCAAGAGCAGUGCGUGUGGACUGAUUUUAAGCUUAAAAUAAUUCAUGCAGAAAAAUGUUUAAAAGUGUAUAAAUUAAAAAGUAUAAAGGCUGCAAAAACAUAAUGCAGUGUUGAAUUUGUAGUGUUAAAGACCCUUUUUUAUAGACAAUGUAGUAUAACUAUUUGAUAUUGUCUUCCCUUUCAGGUCAAAAUAUGUACAAAUUAUAUUUAGGCUACAAAUGCCCCCAAAAUUACUUCAGGAUCUUUGUUCCGUCAGUUUUUAACAAGACCACUCAACAUGAUUUCUGACUAUACGUAUCUCAAUGCCUCAGAAAGAACAAAGAGGCUUACUUAUAUUACUGUUUUAGAACAUUUUAGAUUCACACCUUAUUUCAAGGUCGGAAAAUAUUAAGGUUGGCUAUAAUGAUUGUUAAAAAAAAGAAGAAAAAACAAUUGUUAGAUGUUGCUUUUCUUUUUUGUAAUAUAAACUACAUUAAGGUGUGAUGCAGUCAUAAUGAACCUAUCUCUUCAUGGCUGUGUUGAUCCUCCUCACUCCCCCCUCUUGAGCUUGAUACACUAUGAAGCACAAGGGCAAAAGAAUUGUAAAAGAUUUUAAUUCUUAAUGGUGAAGUACAAUAAACAUGGGAAUCAUUAGUUGUAAGAAAUGUAUGAGUUUGAUGUACUAAUGUUAUUGUAACUGGACAUAAUUUCAUCAAAUGAUUUACAAUUACAAUUUUGGAGGAUAUGUGCGUAUGGGGGGUAGUCUUUGUGUUACAUUGAAAAUAAAUAAACAUAAAUGUUAAAUUAAGAAA